This is a messenger RNA of Syngnathus typhle (broad-nosed pipefish), 4072 nucleotides long. RefSeq names its product tyrosine-protein kinase JAK2-like. Bases 1 to 3378 code for a protein of 1125 amino acids. The transcript has 23 exons. The record is from RefSeq and is a predicted model, not a curated record. Gene Ontology annotation, cellular component: cytoskeleton; cytosol; membrane. Lineage: Eukaryota; Metazoa; Chordata; Actinopteri; Syngnathiformes; Syngnathidae. Gene Ontology annotation, molecular function: non-membrane spanning protein tyrosine kinase activity; cytokine receptor binding; ATP binding. Gene Ontology annotation, biological process: hemopoiesis; cell differentiation; cytokine-mediated signaling pathway.
AUGGCCUGCUUUUUGGUGAGAAACAUGAACCCAAGCGGCACCUGCCCCACAGCGCAUCAUAAUGGCCUACCACCUGACUGCACGCCACCUUCUGGACCUGAGCCGGAGCAGAAUAGAACAUGUUUAAGUGUCCAACUUUACUACGUGGAGAAGGAUGAUGGGGGAGAGCAGUGUGUGCUCACAUACCCGCCCGGCGAUUACGUAGCGGAGGAGCUUUGUAUCCUCGCGGCGAAAACUUGUGGUAUUGCACCGUUAUACUUCAACUUAUUCAGCCUGAUGAGGGAAAGUGACCAAAUGUGGUUUCCAGCCAAUCACGUCUUCAAACUGAACCCGGAGACCAACGAGCGCUUAGAUUUCAGAAUCAGGUAUUACUUUCCUGGCUGGUACAACAGUGGCAGUUCCUCAUAUGCUCACCGCUGCGGGCUUAACAAGGGCAUGGAGAGUCCUGUGAUGGAUGAAUGCGUCAUGGCGUAUCAAUUUUUCCAGUGGCGGAGUGACUUUCUUAAUGAUAGGGUUGUUAUUCCAAUGGGUCACGAAGCCCAGGAGGAAUGUUUGGGUAUGGCGGUACUGGACAUGAUGCGUUUGGCGAAAGAAAGUGGCCAGUCACCCGUGGGCAUCUAUAACGACACCAGCUACAAAUCCUUCCUGCCGAGCUGCAUGCGAAGUCGAAUCCAGCAGUACAACAUCUUAACUCGCAAGCGCAUCCGAUUCCGGUUCAAGAGGUUCAUCCAGCAGUUUACCGAGUUAAAAGCCACGGUGUGUAAACUUCGCCUCAAGUAUCUGAUGAGCUUGGAGAUCCUGCUUCCGUCGCUCUACUCGGAGCGCUUCCACCUCACGGACCUGUCCGCGCGUGAUGUUACCAUUGUCGUCAUGGGCAACAAGGGCAUCCAGUGGUCAAAAGGGAAAACGGAAGGAGCUGAUGAGGAGCUGCAGACAUACUGUGAUUUCCAAGAGGUGAUCGACAUCAGCGUUAAGCAGGCCAAUAAGCAAGGCUCAGCCGAGAGUCGCAUAGUUACUCUCACGAGACAAGACCACCAGAUUCUGGAGCUGCAAUUCCAUUCUCUCUCCGAAGCACUGUCUUUUGUAUCGUUAGUGGACGGAUACUACAGACUCGUCGCGGACGCUCAUCAUUAUCUUUGCAAAGAAGUUGCCCCUCCCAGGCUUCUGGAAGGCAUUCAGAGCCACUGUCAUGGCCCUCUGUCGAUGGAGUUCACGGUCGCUAAGCUACGUCGCGCCGGCAACCGCCAAGGCUUGUACAUGCUGCGCCGUAGCCCCAGAGACUACGACAAGCUCUUUAUGUCCUUCGUGGUGGGGUAUGAUCCUCUGGCAGACUACAAGCACUGUCAGAUUGUGAGGAGCGAGUCAGGAGAGUACGUUCUGAGCGGUGCCAAGAGAAGCUUCGGGACGCUCGGGGAACUUCUCGCCUGCUACCACAAGGAGGCGCUUCGCACCGACGGAUACACGUUCCAGUUGACAAAGUGCUGCCCGCCCAGCUCCAAACACAAAUCCAAUCUGCUGGUGUGUCGAAAUAACCAAGGGCCAGAGGUUCUUCUGUCUCCCUCGCUACAAAAAAGCAUCAGCCAGAUGGUUUUCCACAAGAUUCGAAAAGAGGACCUCAUCAUCAAUGAGAGUCUGGGCCAGGGUACGUUCACCAAGCUCUUCUCCGGCGUGAGGAAGGAGCUCGGAGACUAUGGAGAGAUUCAUCAGAUCGACGUGGUUCUCAAAAUUCUGGACAAGGCUCAUCGCACUUACUCGGAGUCAUUCUUUGAAGCAGCUAGCAUGAUGAGCCAGCUCUCCCACAAGCACUUGCUUCUCAACUAUGGCGUGUGCGUUUGUGGAGAUGAGAACAUUAUGGUUCAAGAAUACGGUAAAUUUGGCUCUCUGGACACGUAUUUGAAAAAGAACAAAAGUAGCAUCAACAUCACGUGGAAGUUGGAGGUAGCCAAGCAGCUAGCUUGGGCUAUGCAUUACCUGGAGGACAAGAAUAUAGUCCACGGGAAUGUUUGUGCUAAGAACGUUCUGGUGAUCCGAAAGGAGGACCGGAAGACGGGAAGUCUGCCUUUCAUCAAGCUUAGCGACCCUGGCAUCGGUAUCACCGUAUUGCCCAAAGAAGUUCUGGUGGAGCGGAUCCCGUGGGUGCCCCCCGAAUGCAUCGAAAGUCAGCAAAAUCUGAGUUUGGCCGCGGACAAGUGGGGCUUUGGUACCACUCUGUGGGAGAUCUGCAGCGGUGGAGAUAAACCACUCUGUGCCCUGGACUGCUGCAAGAAGCUAAUGUUCUACGAGGACAGACACCAGUUGCCAGCUCCCAAAUGGACCGAGCUGGCCAAUCUGAUUAACAGCUGUAUGGACUACGAGCCUUCACUCCGACCCUCUUUCAGAGCGGUCAUCCGAGACCUGAAUAGUCUCUUCACGCCGGAUUACGAGCUGCUGGUGGAGAGCGACAUGGUGCCUGCCAAAACGCGAGGCUUUGGCUUCCCGUGGGCCUCCGAGUGCCGAGAACCUGCUCAGUUUGAGGAGCGACACCUCAUCUUCCUCAAACAGCUGGGCAAAGGGAAUUUCGGCAGCGUGGAGAUGUGCCGCUACGACCCUCUGCAGGAUAGCACAGGGGAGGUGGUGGCGGUAAAGAAACUCCAGCACAGCACUGCCGAGCACAUCAGAGACUUUGAGCGUGAGAUCGAGAUCCUCAAGUCUCUCCAUCACGAGAACAUUGUCAAAUAUAAAGGAGUGUGCUACAGCGCAGGCCGGAAGAACCUACGCCUGAUCAUGGAGUAUCUUCCCUAUGGCAGUUUGAGGGAUUAUCUCCUCAAAAACAAAGUCCACUUUAAUUUCAAGAAGCUGCUUCUUUACUCGCUGCAGAUUUGCAAGGGUAUGGACUACCUGGCCACAAAGCGCUACAUCCACAGAGACCUGGCCACUCGAAAUAUUCUAGUUGAGAGCGACACGCAGGUCAAGAUCGGGGACUUUGGCCUGACCAAAGUGCUCCCCCAAGACAAAGAGUACUACACCGUAAGGGAGCCUGGAGAAAGCCCCAUUUUUUGGUAUUCUCCAGAGUCACUCACGGAAAGCAAGUUUUCCGUGGCGUCAGAUGUUUGGAGUUUUGGCGUGGUCCUAUAUGAACUUUUUACCUACUGUGACAAAGGCAACAGCCCACCCGCGGUGUUUAUGGAGCAGAUGGGAAAUGAUAAACAAGGACAGAUGAUUGUUUAUCAUUUGAUCGACCUGCUGAAACAAGGCUAUCGCUUACCUGUGCCUGAAAAUUGCCCGAAAGAGAUGCACCAGAUGAUGAGCGAGUGCUGGAGCGGUGAGCCGGGAGAGAGGCCCACUUUCAAAAUGCUGAUCCACAGUGUGGAGAUGGCCCGAGACAACUUGGACACAUGAGGUGUAUUGACAGAUACGAUUUCCUAUCACACCAAGGCAACUCGCAAAAGAUGUGGGGACUUUUUGAAACACUACGCCUGAUUCCAAAAAAACAUUCUCGAUUGCCUUGGUUUUUGUACAUUUAUUAUAUAUAUUUUUUAAGCAGUUCUUUUUUUAAUAUAUGUUUAUAUAUAUAUUGUAUGUUUAUAUGUGUUUGUAUCAUACCUCUGCAUUUAUAUGUUGACUUUUUUUUAUACUGUGCUUAAACUUGAGUUAUAGUUUUAAUCAACUUUCAUGACACGAUCAAAUGUACAACUCCACCUGACCUGUUUGGUCAAGGCAAAAUAGUACAGAGAAUCCAGAAUACAUUUAUUUGUGGUUAUUAUUCGCAAUAACUCUUCACAAGUAUGUUCUCAUUUAGAAUUCAAGAAGGAAUAGAAUUUAAUCGCGUGUUUGAAGAAAAAACGUUUGGGAUUGCUGAUGCUCUAAGUCGAUCAAGGGUUUGUAAAUAUUUUUUUUAUAUGAAGACUUUGAAUUAUAGAAGUCACAUUGCAGUCUGUUGAUAUGUUUUGAAAUCGUUUGUAUAAAAGAGCAUCGGAGGCAAUUCACAGCAGCCGUUUUGAUGACAGAGAUGUACAUUUACAUGUGAGAAAAAAACAUUUUGAUAAAAACGUUUUACUAUUCAAAUUGAAUAAAAGUCAUUCCUGGUAUUAUA